Lodderomyces margitis is the source of this 2700-nucleotide messenger RNA. RefSeq names its product Put3p (gene PUT3). Gene Ontology annotation, molecular function: DNA binding; zinc ion binding; DNA-binding transcription factor activity, RNA polymerase II-specific. Bases 1 to 2700 code for a protein of 899 amino acids. The record is from RefSeq and is a predicted model, not a curated record. Gene Ontology annotation, biological process: DNA-templated transcription; regulation of DNA-templated transcription. The transcript has a single exon. Lineage: Eukaryota; Fungi; Ascomycota; Pichiomycetes; Serinales; Debaryomycetaceae.
AUGAGCGGGAUAAAGCAUGAUCCAUCAAUCGAGUGUGGUGACAACUCCAACAAUGCUGACAUCAAUCUACCCUCAGCCACAAACUCAUCCUUCGAUGAGCCAACUGCAGCGACAAAAUCAACCCCUACAGGACGCCCAAAGCGAACGUCAUUGGCAUGUAUACGUUGCCGAACCCGUCACAUAAGAUGCCCCGGAGGCGAUCCAUGCAAGAAAUGCCAACUUGCAAAGACCAAAUGUGAAUACGUGGAAGCUGAUAAGAAAAUUGUGGUUUCCAUGAAAUACCUUUCCCGGUUGCACGAUGACAUUGCCAGGUUGAAAAAGGACAAUGCGCUGCUUCGAAACAGUCUAAAGGAGCUGGAACUAAAGCAUACAGAGCAGCACCAGCCUUCAAGACAACACGUGACACCCGUGCAGAAUCAAAUAAAUGCCACUUCAGGAGUAAACCAUCAAUCAAACCAAGGAUUCGAAGUCAUAGGGCCCUCACUAGACAAACACGGAAGACUAAUCCAAUCACGAACUGGGGAAAAAGUGUACGUAGGAUCGUCAUCUAUGACAUUAUUUGGUUUGGAGAUUCAAAACAUGGUUCCCUCAUUCGACUCAUUACUUCCUAGCUCAAGCAAAACAACUCCGAUGAAUUCUCCCGAUACACGCGCUUCAAUCUCGUCGGCAAAGAGUGACACACGUCCUAUUAAACGUGAGAGCAAAGUGAUGGAAAAGGAAGGUGGUGCUUACAAGAUUACCCUUUCCAAGACAAACACCAGGCCAGGGCUUUCAAUGAAUUUCUCCUUACCUUCUUACUCCUAUGCCAUGUUAUUGGUGGACACAUUCAUCAAUUACAAUGACGGAUGCUUCUACUUUUUCAACGAAGGGUUAAUUAAACAAUUUUUGAUGAAUUUGUAUGCGGGCAAGACUGAGGAGAACAAGAAAAUCCUAAGACGAAAUUACCCUCAAGAUGCAACGAUAAAUUCAGAUGAAAACACCAUAAAGAAGGAUGCCGAUGACGAGACCAUUUUGGAGACUAUCUGGUUUUGCAAAAUAUUGCUCAUAUUCUCCAUAGGAGAAAUGUACUUGGGUACUGAAUCGGGCACUCAUGCCAAGAGACAAAAGCUUGAAAAUAUGACGCGAAGGAAGGAGCACAAGGAAAAACACACUUUGCCAGGGGCUGAGUUUUUUUACCAAGCUUCGGAAAUAUUCACGGGAUUGUUUGCAUCUGGUGCCAUUGAUAACAUCACAAAGGAUGGGGGAAUCGAGGUUAUGCUUUUGUAUGCAUUUUAUUUACAAGUGGCUGACUGCACCAUAGCAUCUUAUUUUUACUUUGGAUUGGCGUUGAGGGCAGCCUUAAUUCUCGGUUGGCACGUGGAUGCAGAGAAGGAGUCUCUCAAUAGAUUUGAGCUUGAGCAUCGACGAAGGAUUUGGUGGACAGUUUAUAUGUACGAACGCAUGCUUUCAUCAAAAGCAGGCCUCCCUUUAAGUUUUGCUGAUGAUUCCGUCUCCACCGAGUUGCCAGUUGAUUUCAAAAUUGAUCUAUCGGAUUUCCCUCGUGAUGACCAGGAUGUAAGGGGGUAUUACAUCUUCCCACCCGCGGACUAUAUCAACAACUGUGUCACCAUUACCCAAAUCAAUGCAGUCAUCUUAUCUUCCUUGUAUACGAAAACACCAACAUACAACAUCUUGCCAAUUGUGUCUGAUUUGGUGCAGAGGUUAAUCACUUGGAAAAACACGUUACCAAAACAUCUCCACGUUGAUUAUACUUUGGAGGAGCCAAAAGUAUCACGGUUGAUUGUAAACUUGAUGACAGAAUACUUUCAGGGUAUCAACUUGGCAGUUAGGCCACUAUUAUUCCAUUUCUCGUCGAAAAAGUUGAAGGAGUUGCAAGUGCAAGCCACGCAGAACAAGUACAUCGACUUGACCAAAUAUUCCAAAAACGUGUUAAGUUUAUUAAACUCGUCAUUCCAAGCAUCAAUCAACACAAUCAAGAGUAUUUGGUCUCUAGUGCUGGACAAUAUGGUUGCACUUUUUGGGUGGAUGGAUCGUGAAUACUUGUUCACCUCAGCAUCAACGCUCAUUCUCUUUAAUGCAUCGUUUGGAGUACACGAUGCCACAAAAACCCACUUGGACCAUGCAUUAACAUUGUUCACCAAGAUGAAGCGAUUGGGUAAUUACCCAGCUGCAUUGAGAAGAGCCCAGUUGUUGAAAUUGAUUCGUGUACUUGAUUUCAAUGGCGCAAUGACUGAGAUUCUUCGUAAACACGACGAGGAUUUCAAGUUAUACGAGGAUGAUUUGAAGGAUGUGGAGGAAAGUGCCCAGGAGACAACGACCAACACUCCCCAGCAACAGGAACAACACCCCGAUUUAGAUUUCUUAAACCCCAAUAGUGUCCUUCCUCGAAGUCAAGGCGAUUUCAACUCAAACCAAGACUUGACGGGAAUUGAGGAGUUUGCUUACCUUGAUGAGGAACAAAAGUUGUGGAAUGAAAUCACGACUGAAGCCGGGUGGUUAAACUUCCAUCCACCAGAAAGCACCAUAGUUGGAGAUAAUUUGCAUACUAUCAACGAGGCUACUAAACCUGGCACCAGUCCUUUUAGCUUUGAUGUUGAGUCAGCAGAAUUACGUGGGGAAGACAGUGGCAGCAAUAGCGGAGCUCAUACGGAAGCGGACUUUCCUAACGUUAUCCAUGACCAAUUUAACUACAUGGAGUAG